Grammomys surdaster is the source of this 1728-nucleotide messenger RNA. RefSeq names its product RAB39A, member RAS oncogene family (gene Rab39a). Gene Ontology annotation, cellular component: Golgi membrane. Gene Ontology annotation, biological process: Rab protein signal transduction. The record is from RefSeq and is a predicted model, not a curated record. The transcript has 2 exons. Lineage: Eukaryota; Metazoa; Chordata; Mammalia; Rodentia; Muridae. The coding region runs from base 53 to 706 and encodes 217 amino acids. Gene Ontology annotation, molecular function: GTP binding; GTPase activity.
GGGACAGUUCCUUCGGCAGAACUUGCUCCUGAGCGCACCGGGCACGAAGGAGAUGGAGACUAUUUGGAUCUACCAGUUCCGCCUUAUCGUGAUCGGAGACUCCACGGUGGGCAAGUCGUGCCUUCUGCACCGCUUCACCCAGGGCCGCUUCCCAGGGCUGCACUCCCCCGCCUGCGACCCCACAGUCGGCGUGGACUUCUUCUCGCGCCUGCUGGAGAUUGAGCCGGGCAAGAGGAUCAAGCUGCAGCUCUGGGACACGGCGGGGCAGGAGCGCUUCAGAUCAAUAACUCGAUCCUAUUACCGCAACUCAGUUGGAGGAUUUUUAGUGUUUGACAUUACUAACAGACGGUCUUUUGAACAUGUGAAAGAUUGGCUAGAAGAAGCAAAAAUGCAUGUACAGCCGUUUCAGAUUAUAUUUCUACUGGUGGGACAUAAAUGUGAUUUAGCUUCACAACGUCAGGUUUCAAGAGAGGAAGCUGAGAAACUGUCAACAGACUGUGGAAUUAAGUAUAUAGAAACCUCAGCAAAAGAUGCUACAAAUGUUGAAGAGUCCUUUACAAUCUUGACAAGAGACAUAUAUGAACUUAUUAAAAAAGGAGAGAUUUGUAUUCAGGAUGGAUGGGAAGGGGUUAAAAGCGGUUUCGUUCCAAAUACUGUGCAUUCUUCUGAGGAAGCAGUGAAGCCCAGAAAAGAGUGCUUCUGUUGAUUUCGACCUGCUGAAGAACUACCACAGACAGACCGUGUCACUCUGGAUACAUGUCAACAUUCAUAGCAGAAUGAUGCAAGGAGUGAACAUCUACAAACAUCCAGACCCGUUUCAUAAGCUGAUGGACACACGCUGUGUCUCACCACUUAUACCAACAGGCUGGGUAGUCUGCCAAGACCUGUUUCAUAAGCUGGUGGACACGCGAUGUGUCUCGCCACUUACACCAACAGGCUGGGUAGUCUGCUAGGUUAGGAGGAAAAGGAGAUAACUUUUUUCUUGAAACCAGGGUCUACAAAAUUACAUCCAUUCUCAUUUUGUUAGCAUAUAGUUGGCCUUAGUGACAAGAUAUGUCAGUAUUAAUCAUCUUUCUUGACAGUUGAAGAUAGAUUUUUUUUGUACACAUGUAAUCCAGCUGAAAAGAACGUAUCAGGAUUUAUAUUUUCCUGGGUUAACUAGUAUUGCAUACAAAGUGCACUUGAAGGGCCAAUGAGGUGACUCACUGGGUUAGGAAGCUUGCCACCAAAUGUAUAGACUUGAGGUUCAUCCCUGGAGCCCCUGUAGUAGAAGAAAAGAAUCUACUUCCCUUGGAGUUGUCCCCUGAUCAUGUGCACCCUGUCAUACACAUGCACAUACGAAUACACAUGAGCAAGUACGAGGCCAGACACUAAAUAAUGUUGAAAAUGCAUAAGGUACAACUUGAAUGCUGAGGCUACAGCUCAGUGGUAGAAUGUUUCUUUAGUUCUGAAAACCCAGAUUCAAUCCCCAGCGUCAAAACCAGGGCAGGAAAAAAGCAAAGUACUUAUAAGCAGUCUUAGAAAUACUGACUAGGACUAAAAUAUAGAUUUUUCUCUUUAGUGUAGCAGAGUUGCCAUUCUCAGAACAUAGUAAGUUUUCUAUUCCCUCUUUGUUACUGGGCUUAUUGCUCCUAGAAUCUUCACAUUUGAUAAGGUAUGUAAGUGUUCAAAGGAGAUACUGUAAGCAAACAUUAUAAGGAAAUAAAAAGGAUCAUUCAAUAUCAAAUA